AUGAAGAUCAAAGCACUUACUCGCUCGUCGAGCUCUCACCAGGCGCCUGGUAGCGAUGUCGCCCGACAGCCGCGGAACCUGGAUCCCGCUUUACAUCCUUUUGAACGGGCUCGAGAGUACACAAGAGCCCUGAAUGCCACGAAAUUGGAUCGCAUGUUCGCUGCGCCUUUCGUUGCACAAUUAGGAAGAGGGCAUGUGGACGGAGUUUAUACCCUUGCGAAAGAUCCGAAAUCGUUGGACCGCUUCGCCAGUGGCAGUGGUGAUGGUGUUCUCAAGGUGUGGGAUCUGCCCAGCAGGGACGAAGUCUGGCAGACACAGGCGCACGAGAACAUGGUCAAGGGGAUGUGCUGGACACGGGAUAGGCAAUUGUUGAGCUGUGGAACGGAUCGGACUGUCAAGCUCUACGAUCCAUACAAUACACCUGCCAACAGCAAGCCCGCUGCAACAUGGCUCGGCGCGAACGCUUUCACGGCUCUCAGUCUUCAUCGCAACGAACCUGCGUUUGCCGCUGCAUCCUCCUCUGCAAUUCAGAUCUACGACCUCUCUCGGCCGUCCACCACGCCCACGCAGACUCUAGCCUGGCCUACCAGCAUCGACACAAUCAAUGCUCUGGCAUUCAAUCAGUCUGAAACCUCUCUUUUAGCUUCUUGCGCAACGGAUCGUUCGCUUGUGCUCUACGAUUUGCGCACAUCAUCACCACUUCACAGAAGCAUCAUGACCAUGUCCAGCAACAGCGUGGCAUGGAACCCAAUUGAGCCGUUCAAUCUUGCAGUCGCAAACGAGGAUCACAACAUUUACAUGUUCGAUACGAGAAAUCUCAGCAGAGCAUUGAAUGUGCUCAAGGACCACGUUUCUGCGGUCAUGUGUGUUGAUUUCAGUCCAACCGGUCAGGAACUCGUCUCUGCAUCCUACGACCGCAGCAUCCGCAUCUGGACACCGCUAAAGUCGGGCCACAGCCGCGACAUAUAUCACACCAAACGCAUGCAGCGUGUCUUUUCUUGCACAUUCACUGGCGAUUCCACCUACCUUCUCUCGGGAUCAGAUGAUGGCAACAUUCGUCUGUGGCGUGCCAAUGCCAGUGAACGUAGCGGCAUCAAGUCUGCUCGUGAACGACAAAAGCUCGAGUACGACGAGGCUUUACGAGAGCGGUGGAAGCACAUGCCUGAGAUUCGUAGAAUAGCAAGACAUCGACAUGUGCCCAAGGUCGUGAAGAAGGCGGGAGAGAUCAAGGGCGAGGAGCUGAAAUCAUUGAAACGACGAGAGGAGAACGAGCGCAAGCACUCCAAAAAGGGUUUGAAGAAGCGCAGGAGCGAGAGGGAGAAGAUGGUUCUGGCGACGGAACAAUAA
This is a messenger RNA of Ramularia collo-cygni, 1347 nucleotides long. Its product is annotated as probable Sof1-like rRNA processing protein (contains WD40 repeats). Gene Ontology annotation, cellular component: small-subunit processome; nucleolus. Gene Ontology annotation, biological process: maturation of SSU-rRNA from tricistronic rRNA transcript (SSU-rRNA, 5.8S rRNA, LSU-rRNA). The record is from RefSeq and is a predicted model, not a curated record. Gene Ontology annotation, molecular function: protein binding. NCBI's taxonomy places the organism in Eukaryota, Fungi, Ascomycota, Dothideomycetes, Mycosphaerellales, Mycosphaerellaceae. The coding region runs from base 1 to 1347 and encodes 448 amino acids. The transcript has a single exon.